Paramecium octaurelia is the source of this 436-nucleotide messenger RNA. NCBI's taxonomy places the organism in Eukaryota, Ciliophora, Oligohymenophorea, Peniculida, Parameciidae. The record is from the annotation of a GenBank genome assembly.
AUUAUGGACGAUUAAUAAACAGAAAUCAGGAUGAUGUACAAGAAUUUAACUACAGAUUUACGAAACAAAUAUAGUCCUCAUUAUAAUCUUUACCAAGUACUAUUCAUUCUCACAAUAGAAAUAAACUUUGGAUGAAAAAAUCAAUUGUUUCAAAUAAAAUACCUAAUAGCCUGAUUUGUAUUAUAAAUGUUUUGCUGCUAUUGACGAGAGAAUGUAAUCGAACUCUGUUCAAUUGCAAUAGUCAUUUAAUAAGAUUGAAAUUGAAGAUUCAGGAUGCUAAUAAAAAUGCAAAGAUUCCUACCAACAAGAUAAUCUUAAACAAAAUAUGUGUCUAAAGAAAUGCAUGGAGGAUUUAAGAGAUAAAGCUUUCAAAUUAUAAGAUACAUUCUAUCAGGCCAUCUUAAAAAGUAAUCCCGAAUUUAAAAAGAUCAAGUGA